Molecule: messenger RNA, 565 nt
Organism: Fusarium oxysporum Fo47
Lineage: Eukaryota; Fungi; Ascomycota; Sordariomycetes; Hypocreales; Nectriaceae
Exons: 2
Coding region: 113-565 (150 amino acids)
Source: RefSeq, a predicted model, not a curated record
ACACGUAAUACUCGAACAUCAUGGCUGCUCUCGGGGGUCCUGAGAACAUCCUCAGCCUCUCGAUAAACGUAAUACCGACCGCUAUUUGCAAGCAUUUUAUGAAAUCAAUCACAUGCCUAACCGCUACUGCAUCCGCAUGGACACUCGGCGGGUAUUGGAGCCUGUUCCGCGUAAAUUAGCGGUUGCCUUUUUCUCUGCCUCGUCGAUAAACAUGGGCCAUCUUGAAGAGUUCGGCGAAGUUAUCUCACGAUGGUCAGGCAAUUCGGAGACUUUCACAAUCUCGGCAUUCCACCUCGGAAGCAGACGGCUAAUGCGUAAUCGGACCUCGGGCAUUACGUUGCGACUCGUGGAAAGCACGAGGUCUCCGGGUUCCGAAUACCUGAGGGAUCAAGGCGACCGCAGGAUCAAGAACGAUUCUAGAAGCUCUGCAGAAUGCCAUGACAUCGGGUGCGUGACCCCCCAACCAAGGGCACACAUGGUCCAUCUUCCGAACGCAACGGCCAAGCUCGUUCGAAUGAUGUGCCCGAUAUGGCUUUCAGUUCAUGCCUAUGUAGGAGUAAUAUAA